AGAGAGAGAGAGAGAGAGAUUUACGAAUUGAUAGGUGGUCUCGUUUUGUUUGGCUGAACAGCUUAGAUGCGUGAGAGGGUUUCCUUCUCUUUAAGGAUUCAGUCUUCGCGAUGGCCACCGGGAGACCAUGCAUGAGUCGCUGCCUCGGCGACACGUAGUGCUGCUGGUGGCGUGGAGGGGGAAAAAUCCUAGCUCGAGAGACAGUUUUCUCUAAUAAGUCACUUUCAGAUGCUUAAAACUAUUUGACUUUCAGCGCGAGACUGAUUUUUAAAAAUCUAAAUACGUUUUGACUUCGUUGACUAUUAUUACUAGUAGUUGUAGCAGUAGCAGCUGUAGUAGUAGUGGUAGUAGUGGUAGCAUUACUUUUUUAUUUAGUUUUACCAGAGCGCAGGGAUGACGACCGAAACCGCGCAGCAGCAGUUGGACCCGCCGCCUUCUCUGCGCUCGAGCCCCGUACACGCCGCGAUGCAGAGCUCGCGCACGGCUCUGGAGAGCACCGGCGGUGCAAACGCCUCCAAAAGCAAAAAGUCCAACUCCGGCAUGAGGCGCCCCGAGAAACCACCCUACUCCUACAUCGCCCUCAUCGUGAUGGCCAUCCAGAGUUCGCCGACCAAACGGCUAACUCUAAGCGAGAUCUACCAGUUCUUGCAGGCCCGUUUCCCGUUUUUCCGUGGCUCGUAUCAAGGCUGGAAAAACUCUGUAAGGCACAACCUCUCUCUCAACGAGUGUUUCAUCAAGCUGCCCAAGGGCCUCGGGCGGCCCGGUAAGGGCCACUACUGGACCAUCGACCCUGGUAGCGAGUUUAUGUUCGAAGAGGGCUCGUUUCGGAGGCGCCCACGCGGUUUCCGCAGAAAGUGCCAAACCCUCAAACCCAUGUACCGUAUGAUGAACGGGCUGGGCUUCGGCGCUUCCAUGCUGCCACAGAACUUCGACUUCCAGCCGCCACCAGCGCCGCUCGCGUGCCAUGCUGGCAGCUACAAUCUGGACGCGAUGACGAGCGGCGCGUAUGAUGGACUCGGCGCCACCGCUCACCAUGUACCGAGUCCGAGUUCUGCGUACAUGUCCUCGGCCUGCCAGGUGACCUCGAGCGGCGGCGACUACGCGCACGACAGUAACGCCAACAGCACCGGAAGCGGCAGCAGCCCGCUUCACUCACCGCCGGCCAUGAGUGGACCUCUGGAGUGUCCUUCGCCGUACACCGCCGCCGCCACCGCGCACUGGCCUUCAUCUGCAGUGUCCCCCUACAUCAAGCAGUCUCCACUGGCUGCAGGCAGUCCGACAUCCUCCUCAUCCUCCGGUUUACACUCGGGUGUGGCACCAUACGCCCUCGAACAGAGCUACCUGCACCACGGAGCCAGAGACGCCGCAGAUAUCUCAGUGGGAAUCCCUCGCUAUCAGUCUCACUCUUCUCCAGUGUGCGACCGGAAAGACUUUGUGUUGAACUUUAACGGCAUCGCCUCGUUUCACCCGAGUGCUGGAGGAUCUUACUACCAUCAUCAUCACCACCACCAUCAUCAUCAACUACACCACCAAGGAAUCUGUCAAGACAUCAAGCCGUGUGUCAUGUAAUGUAAAAAAACAAAACAAAAAAAAAAACAGGACAGAAGACGGAAAAAAGAUGGAGCCUGAUAUGUAUGUACUGUGUAUCUAUAUGUAUAUGUAUAUGGGGCCUGAAACAGUCCCGGAAAUAGUGUUGAAGAUGAAACAAUUGUGAAUGGACUGAUGAAGUGUAAAUUAUGAAAAACAAUCGAGUGGAAAAAGGAAGCAAUAAUAGGCUCGGAUUUGGAUUUACAUAAACCUAUACAGUGUUACGGCUACAGUGUUAAGCCCCCCAUCCAUACAUUGUUAGACACUGGGGGGAAAUGCUGCUCACUAUCUCGUAAGAACUAAAGGAACUUCACUUUAUUUCUUUAUUUCAUGUUUUCUGAAUUUCACCACACGCGCCAUAUAGCACUACAGAGAGAGAGAGAGAGAGAGAGAGAGAGGGAGAGAGAUUUUUUCUGCUCUCGUAAUCAAAACAAUUUCAAGGUUUCUUGGAAAACCAGUUUGAUAUUUUUGAUAUAAUGUUGGAUUCUUAUUGAUUUUAUACACUUUUCAGCUGGAAAUGCGUAAGCCUGUAAAAACAUCAUCUGUGACUGCACUUAUUCUAGUCCAAGAGAGUGGUAACAAUCAUUGUGUUAAUGAUGGAACACAAAGCCGCAGGUGGGAUUUCCCUGCAUUUUAUGUACAGCUCAAUAAAACAGCAAUAUAUUCUAAAUAUUUUUUUGUUUUCAAUCGAGAUGAUCGUUUGGGUUUGAUUUCUUUACAUUCAUCAAGGAUACUAUUUCGUAAAGAAAGAAAAUAAAUAAAUACAUAAAUAAAACCAUGCCCAGCUCAUAGGCUUCAAAUGAAUCAGGUUUUCGUUAUUUACAUGACAAAAUGUUGGCAGAUGAUUCUUAUGAUUUGCUCAAAAGAACAGUUUGUUUUUGCAAUUUCUUUUAAAAAAGAAAAAAAAAGAAAAAAGGAUGCCUUCACAUAUCAUCCAGGAUGUCCGAGCUUAGUGUUCCUGUCAUGAGCAUAAAUAAACAGUCUAAUUGCUC
Molecule: messenger RNA, 2579 nt
Organism: Hemibagrus wyckioides
Lineage: Eukaryota; Metazoa; Chordata; Actinopteri; Siluriformes; Bagridae
Gene: foxf2a
Product: forkhead box F2a
Exons: 2
Coding region: 394-1569 (391 amino acids)
Biological process (GO): animal organ morphogenesis; regulation of transcription by RNA polymerase II
Cellular component (GO): nucleus
Molecular function (GO): RNA polymerase II cis-regulatory region sequence-specific DNA binding; DNA-binding transcription factor activity, RNA polymerase II-specific
Source: RefSeq, a predicted model, not a curated record